AUGCGGUUCGGCGAGCACCUUCAAUCUUCCAUGAUCCGGGAGUAUCAUCCCUACUAUAUCGCCUACGAUGAGCUCAAGAAGGCCCUCAAAACCGAUUUCGUCACCCAGCCAACCCCCGACAAUUUAAAACCCGCCCGUCGAGAUUGGACCGAGGACGACGAGACGCAUUUUGUCACUCUCCUCGAAAGCGAGCUCGAGAAGGUCUUCAUUUUCCAGAAGCAGAAGAGUGAAGAAAUUGUAGAGCGCAUCAAGGCCAGCGAGGUUGAUGUUAACGAAGUUGUCUCUCUCCUCGAUAACCAGACUGGCGCCCGCCGCCACCCUGCGCCGCCGCCCACAGACGACGAUUUCCUGCGAUUAGAGCAAAUCCUCAGUGACAUCAUCGCUGAUGUACACGAUCUGGCCAAGUUUACCCAGCUGAACUAUACUGGCUUCCAGAAAAUCAUCAAGAAACAUGACAAAGAAACCCAAUGGCAUCUAAAACCUGUGUUUGCAGCCCGUCUUAAUGCGAAGCCUUUCUUCAAAGAUAACUACGAUGCUUUCGUGAUCAAGCUCUCCAAACUCUAUGAUCUGGUCCGCACGAAGGGUAACCCAGUCAAGGGUGACUCCUCUGCCGGUGGAUCCCAGCAAAACUUCGUACGACAGACCACAAAGUACUGGGUCCAUCGCGAUAACAUCACGGAGCUGAAGCUGGUGGUCCUCAAGCACCUGCCAGUGCUAGUGUUCAAUGCCAGCAAGGAGUUUGAGGAGAAGGAUACGGCCAUUUCGUCUAUCUACUUCGAUAACACUAAGACUUGGGAGCUGUACCAGGGUCGAUUGAAGAAAACUGAGGGCGCAGAAGCAAUCCGACUUCGCUGGUAUGGCGGCAUGGAGAGCGACCAGAUCUUUGUGGAACGCAAAACGCAUCGCGAAGAUUGGACUGGCGAGAAGUCCGUCAAGGCGCGCUUUGUUCUCAAGGAGAAGAACGUCAAUGCGUACCUGGAAGGUCGCAUGACCGUGGAGCAGAUCUUUGAGAAGAUGCGUAAGGAGGGCAAGAAGAGUGAGGCAGAGAUCGAUGAUCUUGAGCAAUUGGCCCGUGAGAUCCAGUACCGGGUCCUCACCCGUCGUCUGGAGCCAGUCACUCGUACUUUCUACCACCGUACGGCAUUUCAGCUUCCCGGUGAUGCCCGUGUGCGUAUCUCUCUCGAUACGGAACUUACCAUGGUUCGCGAGGACAACUUGGACGGCCAACGCCGCUCCGGAGAUAACUGGCGUCGUAUGGAUAUUGGAGUCGAUUUCCCCUUCUCUCAGCUGCCUCCCGAAGAUAUUGAUCGAUUUCCCUAUGCGGUGCUGGAAGUGAAGCUGCAGACUCAGGCUGGCCAGGCGCCGCCUCAGUGGAUUCGCGACCUGACCUCUAGUCAUCUGGUGGAAGCAGUGCCCAAGUUCAGUAAAUUCAUCCACGGAACGGCUACCCUGUUCCCAAUUCGUAUCAGCUUGCUUCCCUUCUGGUACCCUCAGAUGGACGUGGAUAUUAGAAAGCCGGCCAGCCGACACUAUGGUAUUCAGCGGCCAGCGACCAGCACAUCGAUAUCUGCCAACGAUGAUGACUCGGACGACGAUGAGACUCCUCUAGAUGACGGCUCAGUAACCGUUUUCAAUGGAGAACCCACCACCCAUCGUCUUUUCUUCCCAGGGACCAAUGGAAACGAGCUGGACAUCGAGGAACGCAUUGCAGUUGAGCCUCUAGCGGGUGAAGAAGAUUACCCUAUCUAUGAUUCUGACGAUGAAUACGACGACGAUGAGCUUGAGGAAGCCCGUCGUGUUGGAGGUGCCUACUACGUCGAGCAGUUGGUUAAGCACUACGUGUGUAAAGCUGGUUCUUUUGCCGCGCAGGGCCUGUUCGCCGUGAUCCCUCGCCCACGACCCACUUCACUCCCCGCCCCAGAGCAGCGUGGUAUCGCCGUAAUGCCCGGUACCAAGCGCUCUUUAAAGCGCUUCCAUGCGCCUCCAGGCAAGCGUAUCUUCGUCCCCGUCCGUGUCGAGCCUAAGGUUUACUUUGCCGCCGAGCGAACCUUCCUCUCCUGGCUCGAGUUCUCCAUCAUCCUGGGCGGUAUUGCCGCCGCCCUCCUGAACUUCGGAGUUGACCUUACCACCCUAAUUUCCGCAUGGUCUUUCACCAUCCUCGCUGCCAUGGCCCUAGUCUAUAGCUUGAUGCUGUACAUGUGGCGUGUGGACAAAAUCCGCAAGCGUCGUGACGUCAAGCACGUCUACUAUGAGAAGUGGGGACCUACCUUCGUCAGCAUUGGUCUCGUAGCGGUCGUUCUAAUCAACUUCAUUCUUCGGAUUCGUGCUGGCGGGUUCAUGUCUAAGGAUGACCCGAGCCGCAAUCGUGGCCACCAUGAGCUAUAG
Molecule: messenger RNA, 2385 nt
Organism: Penicillium taxi
Lineage: Eukaryota; Fungi; Ascomycota; Eurotiomycetes; Eurotiales; Aspergillaceae
Gene: vtc4
Product: putative vacuolar transporter chaperone (Vtc4)
Exons: 4
Coding region: 1-2385 (794 amino acids)
Biological process (GO): vacuole fusion, non-autophagic; microautophagy; vacuolar transport
Cellular component (GO): fungal-type vacuole membrane; vacuolar transporter chaperone complex
Source: RefSeq, a predicted model, not a curated record